GGCUGACGUCGCUGGGCCCGGCGUCGCGUCAGGGCUGGCCGGCGGUGGCGGCGGCGGCGGCGGAGGCGGCGAUGGCAGCGGACACUGAGCGGGCUUGAGGGCUCGGACCUGCUCCCUCCCGCGCGACCUCGGGCCCGACCCGGCGCUGCGGUCCCUGCUCUCUCCCCUCCUGCUUCCUCCCCGGCCGCUGCCUGGGCGGAGGCGGAGGCGGAGGCGGAGGCCCGGGCUGGCCGCCCUGCUCGUGCCCCGGCUCGGCCCCGGACGGCCCGGCUGCUGUGCGGAGAGGAGGCCGAGUCGGUAGUGAAAAGCAAACACGGAAGAAAUAGGAUCUCAAGAUGAGUAAAAAGCCCCCAAAUCGUCCUGGAAUCACUUUUGAGAUUGGUGCGCGUUUGGAGGCCCUGGACUACUUACAGAAAUGGUAUCCGUCACGGAUUGAAAAAAUCGACUAUGAGGAGGGCAAGAUGUUGGUCCAUUUUGAGCGUUGGAGUCAUCGUUAUGAUGAGUGGAUUUACUGGGAUAGCAAUAGGUUGAGACCCCUGGAGAGACCCGCAUUAAGAAAAGAAGGGCUAAAAGAUGAGGAAGAUUUCUUUGAUUUUAAAGCUGGAGAAGAAGUUUUGGCUCGUUGGACAGACUGUCGCUAUUACCCUGCCAAGAUUGAAGCAAUUAACAAAGAAGGAACAUUCACAGUUCAGUUUUACGAUGGAGUAAUUCGUUGUUUAAAAAGAAUGCACAUUAAAGCCAUGCCCGAGGAUGCUAAGGGGCAGUUUCUGUUCCAGGUGAAAUCCCAGCAUCCACUAAGCUGGUGUUGUCCUAUCGACCCAGCUGGAUCGUGGAACCAGUCUAUGGGAAGUGAGGAUUGGAUAGCUUUAGUCAAAGCAGCUGCUGCAGCUGCAGCCAAGAAUAAAACAGGGAACAAACCUCGCACCAGCGCUAACAGCAAUAAAGACAAAGAUGAGAGGAAAUGGUUUAAAGUACCUUCAAAGAAGGAAGAGACUUCAACUUCUAUAGCUUCAUCAGAAGUUGAGAAGAAGGAAGAUCUGCCCACAUCUAGUGAAACAUUUGUAGGACUUCAUGUAGAGAACGUUCCAAAGAUGGUCUUUCCACAGCCAGAGAGCACAUUAUCAAACAAGAGGAAAAAUAACCAAGGCAACUCAUUUCAGGCAAAGAGAGCUCGACUUAACAAGAUUACUGGUUUGUUGGCAUCCAAAGCUGUUGGGGUGGAUGGUGCUGAAAAAAAGGAAGACUUCAAUGAAACGGCUCCAAUGCUGGAGCAGGCGAUUUCACCUAAACCUCAAAGUCAGAAAAAAAAUGAAGCUGACAUUAGCAGUUCUGCCAACACUCAGAAACCUGCACUGUUAUCCUCAACUUUGUCUUCAGGGAAGGCUCGCAGCAAGAAAUGCAAACAUGAAUCUGGAGAUUCUUCUGGGUGUAUAAAACCCCCUAAAUCACCACUUUCCCCAGAAUUAAUACAAGUCGAGGAUUUGACGCUUGUAUCUCAGCUUUCUUCUUCAGUGAUAAAUAAAACUAGUUCUCCACAGCCUGUGAACCCCCCUAGACCUUUCAAGCAUAGUGAGCGGAGAAGAAGAUCUCAGCGCUUAGCCACCUUGCCCAUGCCUGAUGAUUCCAUAGAAAAGGUUUCUCCUCCCUCUCCAGCCACUGAUGCGAGCAUGUUCUCCAUCAGUUCUCAGAAUCAGCAAGAGUCUUCAGUACCAGAGGUGCCCGAUGUUGCACAUUUGCCACUCCAGAAGCUGGGACCCUGUCUCCCUCUUGACUUAAGUCGUGCCUCAGAAGUUUCGGCACCGCCCGCCCCAGAGCCCGUUUGUCCUCAUGAAUGUCCCAGGCCAGAAAAGGAAGACGCACAGAUGCUUACGAAUCCCUCUUCCAGAGCGAUAGCUGAUGGAAAAGGAGCUCCAACAGCAUCAGGACUAUCGAAAACAGAAAAAAAAGUGAAAUUGGAAGAAAAAAGCUCAACAGCAUUUGGUAAGAGAAGAGAGAAGGAUAAGGAAAGAAAAGAGAAGAAAGACAAAGAUCACUACAAACCAAAACAGAAGAAGAAAAAGAAAAAGAAAAAGAAAUCCAAGCAGCAUGACUAUUCAGACUAUGAAGACAGUUCUCUAGAAUUUCUGGAAAGGUGCUCUUCUCCACUAACUCGAUCUUCUGGGAGUUCUCUGGCUCUGCGAAGCAUGUUUACGGAGAAAAAUACAACAUAUCAGUACCCAAGGGCAAUUUUGUCAGUUGAUCUUAGUGGUGAAAACUUAUCGGAUGUGGAAUUCCUAGACGAUUCUUCAACAGAGAGUUUACUUCUAAGUGGGGAUGAGUACAAUCAGGACUUCGAUUCCACCAAUUUUGAGGAAUCUCAGGAUGAAGAUGAUGCUCUUAAUGAGAUCGUGCGAUGUAUCUGCGAAAUGGAUGAGGAGAACGGCUUCAUGAUCCAGUGCGAAGAGUGUCUGUGCUGGCAGCACAGCGUGUGCAUGGGGCUCCUGGAGGAGAGCAUCCCCGAGCAGUACGUCUGCUACAUCUGCAGGGACCCUCCCGGUCAGAGGUGGAGCGCAAAAUACCGCUAUGAUAAGGAUUGGUUGGAUAACGGGAGAAUGUGCGGGUUAUCAUUUUUGAAGGAAAAUUAUUCUCAUCUCAAUGCCAAAAAGAUAGUUUCCACACACCACCUGCUUGCUGACGUCUAUGGAGUCACGGAAGUCCUGCACGGGCUACAGCUGAAGAUUGGAAUUCUGAAGAAUAAACAUCAUCCCGACCUCCAUCUCUGGGCUUGUUCUGGAAAGCGAAAAGACCAAGAUCAAGGAAUUGCGGGGGUAGAGAAAAAAAUGACAGCACAAGACACAGGGAGUGUUGAGGAGAAGAAAUACCAUGUUCAGAACCAUAAAGAACCACCUCGUGUGCCCCUAAAAAUGGAAGGAACUUACAUAACAAGUGAGCACAGCUACCAAAAGCCACAAAAUUUUGGUCAAGACUGCAAAUCUCUCGCAGACCCUGGGAGCUCAGACGACGACGAUGUUAGCAGUUUUGAAGAGGAACAAGAAUUCUGCAGGAAAGAUAAAAACCGUUCACAGUAUUCAGUGAAAGAAGAUGGGAUGCCUGACAAGAAUCCAGCUGAAAGGAAUACGGUAUUUAUUUAUAAUGAUAAAAAGAGCACUGACGACUCAGGACACGCACAUCUUCAGUGGCAGCUCAAUCUCCUUACACACAUAGAGAAUGUCCAGAAAGAAGUUGCCAGCAGGAUGGACCUAAUAGAAAAAGAAGUCGAUGGUAAUUUUAAGAAAGAACUAAAAUACAGUGACUCUAUUCUGGAAAGCUGGCUUGAUUUCACAGGGGAGCUGGAGCCACCGGAUCCUCUUGCGAGACUGCCCCAACUUAAACGCCAUAUCAAACAGCUCCUAAUCGACAUGGGCAAAGUGCAGCAGAUAGCGACUCUUUGCUCCGUAUGACAGCAGUGAAAGCCGAAUGAGAAGAACGUGGGUCUCUUCAGGCGAUCGUUUUUAUUAUCCACAUGACUGCUACGUGGAUAGUUAUAAAAAGCUUAGUGUUGUUUGGUCACUUACUGAUUUGUGACAUCAGUAGGAUGGCACCUUGGAAAGGAAAAUGAAGAACAGCUUUAUCAAGGAAGCUGAUGUUAAAAAAAAGCUUAUGAGCAAGCUACACACGAUAAUGUGAUCUAUGCCAGGGAUCAAUGACGUGGAAUAUAACUUAUGCCAAGGAAAUCGAGUUGGCAGGAGUUUUGAAUAGUUGCUAACACGAAGCUCGAGAUACCUGUAGAAAGAAGUAUGGUGUGUUUAUGUAAUUUUUAGUAGAGAGGUCCAUGUAACGAAGCAGAAUUUGGCCUACAGCAAAAUUGUAGAGGAAACGGAAAUUCCGGAGAGUUCUGUAAGGUUGCUUAUACGAACUGUCUUCCCCACAGUUCGUCCGGCUGCACCGCAGUUUAGAGUAUUUAAACUUCUAUAGGAUCAUGAGCUGUUUAUUAGGUGAUGAAUGUCCUUAAUCAGAAAACUGACGGUGGAAGCCUCACUUCCCAGGAAAACAGUUGUGGAAUUCUUGCUUCAUUGUGAUCACAUAUUUAAAAACAAAUGCCAAAUAAUUGGAAUUUAUUUUGCAGGCAGUAAGCUCAUUGUAAACAGAAUGGCUCACGGAAGGGUCAGCGUGCCAAAUGACGACGACACUGCUGGGGAGAGAACGUUAAAUACCCCGGGAGUUCUACUCCCAACGUUUUACAUAGGCCGUCAGCCCAUCAGACACCCGAUGUCCUACACGGGACACACGUACUCUGUAGAGUUGAAUGCGGUAUUCAGGCAUCGGCGUACAGCUUGAUCCUGAGUAUGCUUGGUGUUUGCCUUCAGAUAAAAAUUGUAAAUAACCUCAGCUGGGAUGAGGAGUGACAAAAAUGUCGAAACAAUUUGUGGCUGUGGAUUUUUUUAACUGCUGGUAGUGGAAUACUGGAAACGCUUCAUUUCUGAAGAUGAAUUUUAUUUUUAAAAAAUACACGCGCACUCAAAAUGUUUAGCUUUGGUCACAAAUGGACAAAUUUCUGAAACCAAAGGCAACUAUAAGUUGCUGAGUUAGCUCUUGCUGGAGUUCGGGCCCGGGUCCUCCUGUCUGCCAGUGCCCUUGUGAGUCGUGUGCCACCAUGCUUUGUGCGCAGGUGUGCGUCCGCGUGUGCUUGUUUGAAACAAACACUCAACGUACAUAUGUACAUAGUCUACACAUAUUUAUAUCUACACAUAUCUAGUUUUAUUACUAUAGACUAUAAGAGUUGGUGGUUAACAUGAAAUGUUACCUUUUAACAGACUGUUUUUAAAAAUUAAAAAUGUAUGUACAGGUUUUGAAACUUUUUUAAAAAGGGGGAAAAAGACUGUUAAGAGGAGGCUAUUUGAUGAUAUAACACUUGAAUAUUUUAUGCCUCAUUCUGUUUAUCAGUUCUAGCGAUCUGUGUAAAUGCAUUGUAGAACUGAUACACAGUAAACUUGAAUUUAUCUUUGAUAAGAAUACAUGCCACUGUACAUUCAGAUAUUAUUUAAAUUUGCAAACACACUGUUCUAUAUGUAAGGUACUGUAUGUAAAACCCUUUAUUAAAACUAUUCCACAUAUCCUGAAAUUUCAGCUUGCCUUUUUGUGGCCUUAUAUUUUGAUGUAAAGACGAUUAAAAGAAUGUGCAAAACA
Prionailurus viverrinus (fishing cat) is the source of this 5166-nucleotide messenger RNA. RefSeq names its product PHD finger protein 20 like 1 (gene PHF20L1). Gene Ontology annotation, biological process: regulation of transcription by RNA polymerase II. Bases 336 to 3440 code for a protein of 1034 amino acids. NCBI's taxonomy places the organism in Eukaryota, Metazoa, Chordata, Mammalia, Carnivora, Felidae. Gene Ontology annotation, cellular component: NSL complex; nucleus. The record is from RefSeq and is a predicted model, not a curated record. The transcript has 21 exons.